AAGUCGCAAGACAUCUAAGUUCCACUAUUUUUGUGGACAAUGAACACUGCAUGGAGACACUUGAGCAUAGUUAUAAUUAUUUACCAGAUUAUUUGAAGCCAUGCCUUCUUUACUUGGGUGCUUUUCAAGAAGACCAAGACAUUCCUAUCCAAAAGUUGUUAUGACUUUGGAUCUCUGAAGGAUUCGUGCAAAAGAUUGAAGGAAAGAGUUUAGAGGAUGUGGCGGACAACUAUUUGAUGGAUCUAAUUGGAAGAAGUUUAGUUAUGGUUACCCGACGAAGAUCAUUAGGUGGGAUCAAAGUUUGCCGAAUUCAUGAUUUGGUACAUGAGUUUUGUGUGGCAAAAGCAAAAGAAGAAAAUUUUCUACAGAUUUUUCAUGGGGAUGAGCUUCUUACUUUUACUGGACUGUGUAAACCCCCUUCCCCCCGGCUGUCCAUUUUCCCUACCACCAGUGGGGGACCUAUAAAGUCAAGGCUGUUUUAUCCCAAUUUGCGUUGUUUGCUCUUCUUUGAUUGUUAUUAUGGACAGCUGGACGGAAGCUCACUCAAAUUUCUGUUAUCGAAACUCCUUAGAGUGUUGGAUUUGGGGAAGGUUGUUUUUUGGUAUUUUCCAAGGGAAGUGUUAUUCCUUGUUCAUUUGAGGUACUUGAGAAUUCAAUUGGAGAGCAAGGAAAUCCCAUCUGCUAUAGCCAACCUCUCAAGGUUAGAAACUUUUGCGGUAGGUGGACGCAUUUGUAGUUUUCUGUUACCAUACUCUAUCUGGUACAUUAAAACAUUAAAGCAUCUUCUCGUUUUUCCAAGUUACGGACGUGGUUUCGAAUUUCCCAUGUUCAAUCAUAAAGGCUCCCCAGAUUUAGAACACUUAGAAACUUUAUCCCUUGCAAUGGAUCCCUCUUCUCAAAGUCAAAGCUUGCAAAAGAUACUCUCAAAGUUACCGAGCAUCCGUAGGCUAACAUGCGUGAAUGGAAAUCACUAUUGGAAUUCCGCAUCUGCUGGAAAUCACAAUGGGAUUCUCGUGUUGGAGUACUUGAGUCAUUUAGAAUCACUUAAGAUGCUUAGAUUUGCCAGAUAUGGGUUUAAAUUCCCAUUGAAUUUGAGAAAGUUGACUCUAUCACAAUAUGGUCAGCCAUGGAGUAAAAUCUCAGCAAUUGGAAAGCUGCCCAACCUUGAAGUGCUUAAAUUAUGUUAUGAUUCCUUUGUGGGGGAAAAAUGGGAAAUGGAAGAAGGGGAGUUCCAAAACCUACGAUUCCUGAAAUUGUCAGGCUUGGACAUUCGCUGGUGGACUGCAUCUUGUGAUAAUUUUUGCUGUCUUGAGAAAUUGGUUUUAGAGAAUUGUUUUAGGCUGGAAGAGGUCCCUUCUUGUUUAGGGGAAACCCUCACUCUUGACAUGAUUGAGGUGAAAUGGUGUCAUGAGUCUGCCGUAAAUUCUGUGAAACAAAUUCAGCAAGAGCAGAGGGACAUGGGAAAUAAGAAUUUAAAGAUCGUGAUUGUUGAACGACGAAAGUGGUCCACGUCUUCUUCUUAGUGCCAACUCCGAAAGAGAGUCUAUUUCUUGAGGGGGCAGAGAGUCAAAAGCAGGGGGGCAUCCCAAUUAAUAGAUUUGUGUGAUCCUUAAAACCAGCAGAGCACAAGCAUAUA
Molecule: messenger RNA, 1636 nt
Organism: Coffea eugenioides
Lineage: Eukaryota; Viridiplantae; Streptophyta; Magnoliopsida; Gentianales; Rubiaceae
Product: putative late blight resistance protein homolog R1A-3
Exons: 2
Coding region: 237-1523 (428 amino acids)
Biological process (GO): protein folding
Molecular function (GO): alpha-tubulin binding
Source: RefSeq, a predicted model, not a curated record